This is a messenger RNA of Cannabis sativa, 664 nucleotides long. RefSeq lists its product as uncharacterized. The transcript has 5 exons. Lineage: Eukaryota; Viridiplantae; Streptophyta; Magnoliopsida; Rosales; Cannabaceae. The record is from RefSeq and is a predicted model, not a curated record. The coding region runs from base 224 to 664 and encodes 146 amino acids.
AGACAAUAGGGUUGGCUUAUAAAAAUUGGAAAGAAGUCAACCAGACUCUGAAAAAUCAAGUUUGGAAAGACAUUCAGGUAAGCUAUUAUUUGUUAGAAUUUUGAUUUGUUUUUCUAUUACUCCAAAUGUUGACUCUAACCGUGUUUGUUUUCCUUCAAAAUAGACGGGGUUCAUUGUGCCGGACACCUUCAAACAUGAUUGUCUCAUCCUAGCUGGGAAGUUAAUGAAAGACUUCAAGAAUAGGAUGACAAAAGACAUCAUAAUGCCCGCGUUGAAAGAGAAUGAUCUGGGACGACUGGCACAAGUCCCUGAAAAGCACCCGGAGAUCGACGCUGCUGAUUGGUGCAAAUUUGUUGAAAGUAGACUAACUCCUGAAUUUCUGGAAUUGAGUAAGGUGCAACGUGAACGUUCCUCAAAAAUUCAAUCCAGACAUCGAAGUGGUCGGAGUGGAAUGGUGAACGUACGGGAAGCUGUGAAAAAGGACCUCGAAGUUGCAGAUCCUCCCCGCCACCGUGUUUGGAUUAAAUCUCGCACCAAGAGUAGAAAACUUGUCACUGAUUACGACAAGGAAAUUGCCGAGAAGAUAGCUCAAUUAGAGGAGAAGCUUAGUCAGGGACAAAUUCAGGUCCAGGGCCAAAACGAUAUCCUCACGCGAGGACGCUGA